This is a messenger RNA of Bipolaris victoriae FI3, 1944 nucleotides long. RefSeq lists its product as hypothetical. Gene Ontology annotation, molecular function: RNA binding. The record is from RefSeq and is a predicted model, not a curated record. The coding region runs from base 1 to 1944 and encodes 647 amino acids. Lineage: Eukaryota; Fungi; Ascomycota; Dothideomycetes; Pleosporales; Pleosporaceae. Gene Ontology annotation, cellular component: nucleus. The transcript has 2 exons. Gene Ontology annotation, biological process: tRNA N2-guanine methylation.
AUGGCCGACGCGGCGGCGCAAACCAUUGACGCAGUUCCCCAAGCCGGUCAGCAUAUAUCUCAUGAAGGAAAAGAGUACACCACCAUCAAGGAGGGCCUGGCGCAUAUUCUCGUCCCACAUGGCGUUCCGACCUCGACCGACCCUAAACUGUCCAAGGAAGAGACCCAGAAGCAGCAGGUCUUUUACAACCCUAUUCAGCAAUUCAAUCGCGAUCUGAGCGUUUUGGCCAUCAAGACAUUUGGCGAGGAUUCUAUACGGCGGAAAUUGAACAAGCAUGAGCAGUUCAGGAAGAAGAACGAGCGCAAGAGACAGCGCGCGCAAGCAAGUCGGGCACCAGGAGAUGUAGCGGAACCAAAUACUGCGGGUCCUUCAAAGAAGCAGAAAACCGCUCCAGACGGGAGCGAGGAAGAAGUGGAGAGCGGAGAAAAAACAUCCUGGAAACCACCCUUUAGUAUUCUCGACGCACUAUCUGCUACCGGUCUGCGUGCUCUCCGAUACGCUAAAGAGAUUCCCUUCGCAACCGCUGUCACUGCUAACGACAUGUCUCCCAAGGCGGUAGAAUCGAUCAAGCUCAACGUCAAGCAUAACAAGCUGGAGGACAUCGUUACGGCCAAUACAGGCAACGCUAUAGCCUACAUGUACAGCUUCUGCGACAAAAAGGGCUACGAUGUCAUCGACCUUGAUCCAUACGGCACUGCCGCUCCUUUUAUUGAUGCAGCUAUUCAAGCCGUCAAUGAUGACGGACUGCUAUGUGUCACCUGUACCGAUUCGGCCAUAUUUGCGUCGCAUGGAUACCUCGAGAAGACUUACUCGCAAUACGGUGGCCUACCCUUCAAGGGCGAGCCAUGUCACGAGGGCGGACUGCGCUUGAUCUUACAUGCCAUAGCAUCCUCGGCCGGUCGCUAUGGCAUGGCCAUUGAGCCUUUACUGUCCCUCUCCAUCGACUAUUACAUUCGAGUCUUUGUGCGAGUGCGAAAAGCGCCCAACGAUGUGAAGCUACUCGCUGGCAAGACAAUGCUCGUAUAUCACUGUGAAAGUGGCUGCGGCGCAUGGUCUACGCAGUUCCUUGCACGAAACAAGGUCACCAAGAACAAAAACGGCGACCCGAUGUAUAAACAUGGCUUUGCCCAGGGACCUUCCGCGGAUCAGCAUUGCGAGCAUUGCGGGCACAAGACCCACCUCUCGGGACCAAUGUAUGGUGGCCCGCUGCAUAACGUUGGUUUCAUCGAAAGAGUACUAGCGCAGCUCAAUGAGGCAGACCGACAGACGUACCCGACAAUGGAUCGCAUACAGGGCAUGCUGCACACCGCGUUGGAGGAAAUCACGUUUGGAGCAAAGCUAGAAAAGUCGAAUGGCGCACAAAAGACGGAGGUCCUGGAUCCCCUUAUUCCCAAGGCCGAUCCUGCAGAGAUAGAUCACCACCCCUUCUUCUUCAUACCCAGCGCAGUCGCCAAGGUAGUUCAUUGUUCCGCUCCGCCGUUGGCAGCACUACGGGGAGCACUACGACAUGCAGGGUUCAGGGUGACGAUGAGCCAUUGCAAGCCGGGAUCGAUCAAGACAGAUGCGUCGUGGAAAGACAUUUGGCACGUUAUGCUUGAAUGGGUGCGGCAACGAGCACCGCUCAAAAACCCAAUCAAGAAGGGAAGCCCGGGACAUGCCAUAAUGGAAAAGGCCAGUGGAACCGGCUAUACCAGAAGCACUGCUCAAGAGCCAGCGCCUGCUCAAGCGGUGUCUGCCGACCCAGCGCCAACAGCGCAAGAGGAUGCCGAAAUGGCCGAUGGUGGCUCAGAGACUAACGGGACGAAGCAGCUGCCAGCUUACCUCGAGACCAAGUUCGAGGUCAACUUUGACGAAAAGCUGGGCAGGGAUCAUGACCGGGGAAAGUACGUCCGCUACCAGCUUGCUCCACGCGAAAACUGGGGCCCAAUGGCACGCGCAAAAUGA